AAAAGGAUACAUUUAUUUGCUCGUCUUGUCAUAAAAACAUUAAUGAAAUUCUAACUAAUGAGAACUCUAUGUUUGACAGAAAAAUGGGUAAAGAUAAUAUCCAUCUUACAUUUCUUGUUAUUUCUACUGGUAUAUUUUUUGGGUACCGAAGUAUACCCAAUGGAAUUUCUAUUUCUAAAAAUGAAUCUGUUGACGCAUUACAUACUAAAAUCUGGAAUUACUACUUUAAUGAGUACGGAAAUGUUUUCUUUAAUCUUCGUGCAGUCGAUAUUGAACGUAGAGAAUAUGUGC
Molecule: messenger RNA, 291 nt
Organism: Racocetra persica
Lineage: Eukaryota; Fungi; Glomeromycota; Glomeromycetes; Diversisporales; Gigasporaceae
Source: the annotation of a GenBank genome assembly